UCAGCUCAAACUGCCAGCGGCGGCUAGCAGCUAGCUCGUUGCUAGCUGCUUGUUAUUUUGUGCAACAAGAUGGCUGUCGUUCCCGAGAACAGGGUGCUCUCCUUCGGCGUUUUUAAAUGGAGCUCUUAUUCUUCCACGUAUUUACCUGAAAACAUCUUGGUGGACAAACCCAACGAUCAGUCUUCCAGAUGGUCUUCAGAAAGCAACUACCCACCACAAUACUUGAUACUGAAACUGGAACGGCCGGCCAUCGUACAGAGCAUCACCUUCGGGAAGUAUGAGAAGACUCACGUGUGCAACCUGAAGAAGUUCAAGGUGUUCGGGGGCAUGAGUGAGGAGAACAUGACAGAGCUCCUGUCCAGUGGCCUUAAGAACGACUACAAUAAGGAGACAUUUACCUUAAAACACAAGAUCGAGGAACAGAUGUUCCCCUGCAGAUUUGUCAAAAUAGUGCCUCUCAUGUCGUGGGGUCCUAGUUUUAACUUCAGUAUCUGGUACAUCGAGCUCCACGGCAUCGAGGACCCAGACGUGGUGCAGCCCUGCCUCAACUGGUACAGCAAGUACCGGGAACAGGAAGCCAUCCGCCUCUGCCUCAAGCACUUCCGGCAGCACAACUACACGGAGGCGUUCGAGUCGCUGCAGAAGAAGACGCGCGUGGCGCUGGAGCACCCCAUGCUGAGCCACCUCCACGACCGUCUGGUGCUGUGCGGGGACUUUGACUCCUGCGAGGAGCUCAUCGACAAGGCCGUCGGAGACGGGCUGUUCAAUCAGUACAUUAGCCAGCAGGAGUACAAGCCCAGGUGGAGCCAGAUCUUGCCCAAAUGCCACAAAGGUACAAACGCCCAAGAGCCCAACCGAGGAGACCCCAACAGUGACGCCGAUGACAACCGUCCCGGGAUGAGAGGCGGUCACCAGAUGGUCAUUGACGUCCAGUCGGAAACGGUGUACCUGUUUGGCGGCUGGGACGGGACCCAGGACCUGGCGGACUUCUGGGCCUACAGCGUCCAGGAGAACCAGUGGACGUGCAUCUCCAGGGACACGGAGAAGGAGAGCGGUCCCAGUGCUCGCUCCUGCCACAAGAUGUGCAUGGACUCCCAGCGGCGCCAAAUCUACACACUGGGCCGCUACCUGGACUCCAGCGUCCGCAACAGCAAGUCCCUGAAGAGCGACUUCUACCGCUACGACAUCGACGGCAACGCCUGGACGCUGCUUAGCGAGGACACGUCCGCCGACGGGGGGCCCAAGCUGGUGUUCGACCACCAGAUGUGCAUGGACUCUGAGAAGCACAUGAUCUACACGUUUGGCGGGCGCAUCCUGACGUGCAACGGCAGCAUGGAGGACAGCCGGGCGUCAGAGCCCCAGUUCAGCGGGCUGUUCGCCUACCACUGCCUGGCCGGCACCUGGAGCCUGCUCAGGGACGACUCCUGCAACGCCGGCCCCGAAGACGUCCAGUCCCGCAUCGGCCACUGCAUGCUCUUCCACACGAGGAACCGCUGCUUGUAUGUGUUCGGGGGCCAGCGCUCCAAGACCUACCUCAACGACUUCUUCAGCUACGACGUGGACGCGGACCACGUGGAGAUCAUCUCCGACGGCACCAAGAAGGACUCGGGCAUGGUCCCCAUGACGGGCUUCACCCAGCGGGCCACCAUCGACCCGGACCUCAACGAGAUCCACGUCCUGUCGGGUCUCAGCAAGGACAAGGACAAGAGGGAGGAGAACGUCCGCAACUCCUUCUGGAUCUACGACAUCGCCCGCAACAACUGGUCGUGUGUGUAUAAGAACGACCAGGCGGUGAAGGAGAACUCCAACAAGUCUCUUCAGGAGGAGGAGCCAUGUCCUCGCUUCGCUCACCAGCUGGUCUACGACGAGAUGCAUAAGGUGCACUACCUGUUUGGGGGGAACCCGGGGAAGUCCUGCUCCCCCAAGAUGCGUCUGGACGACUUCUGGUCCCUGAAGCUCUGCAGGCCGACCAAAGAGUACCUGCUGAGGCACUGCCGGUACCUGAUCCGGAAGUACAGGUUCGAGGAGAAGGCCCAGGCGGAGCCCCUCAGCGCCCUGAAGUACCUCCAGAACCACCUCUCCCUCACCGUGGACCACGCCGACCCGGAGGAGAUCAAGGAGUUCCAGAUGCUCCCGUCCGCCCUCUUCAAGUCCAGCUCGGACUUCAUCCCACUGGGGUUCUCUGACGUGGACCAGACGUACGCCCAGCGGACUCAGCUCUUCGACACGCUCGUCAGCUUCUUCCCCGACAACAUGACCCCGCCCAAGGGCAACCUGGUGGACCUCAUCACCCUGUAGCCCCGCCUCCAGCCCUCGGCCACACCCGCCUCCAACCCUGGCCACGCCCACCUCAACCAGGGCGGUGACACUACUGACAGGGCCUCCUGAUUGGACGGAGCCGGAGAGGGAGGGGUUCAUAUUCGGCAGGGGGAGACGCCCCCCCGUCCCCUCUCUGGCGCUGCGGCGGGAAACCGCUCAGGACGCUGUGUCUGACCUUUGACCUGGUGACCCCUGACCCCCAGCAGGGUGCUUGCAGGGGGUGAACACUAGGGGGCGCUGUGGGCAGACUGAGGGGGGGGGGGCUUGGACUCAGAAACACUGUGAUCCCUGGACACGAGCCGGUCGCCGUAGCAACUCGGAGCCGGCGCCAUUUAAUUUUUUUAAAGCUUUCCACUAUUCCCCCCCCCCCCCCCCCCCCCAUCACGUCCCUGAACCCCCCUACACUCAGCUACCGUCGUGUGGAUUUACCCAGAAUGCCUGUAUCCAGGAGGUGGAUUCUUAUUGGUUAACUCUUUUCCUCGACUGCGCUACACCCGACACACCGAACGUAUGCGUGUUGCUGAACCAUUAGAGGAAUAAGAUAUAAAGUUCAUAUAUCGUAUUUAAGUAUGGCGUGUGUGUGUGUGAGUGGAUGUUAUUGAAUCCUAUGCUGCCAAUUAUUUAGUUUUGACAAAGGAACCAAUAUAUAUACCAAGUUGACAAAGGGAGUGUUUCACACACACACACACACACACACACACACACACACACACACACACACACACACACACACACACACACACACACACACACACACACACACACACACACACACGCGCGCUCCUCUGAUCAUUGUAAACAGGCUUGGGAUUCACAUGCUAGUCGUAGCAACAGGCUACUCCUCAGAUCAUUGUAAACUUGUCAUUCACCCCCUCCUCUCAGAAUGCGCUGAGUCCUGAGUUGUGUAUAGGAAAUGCGAUUACGUUACACACCAAAAGAAAGUCAGUAUUUAUGAAUGGGUUAUGGACGUGUGAUUCUCUCUUCACCUUAUACCCCUCGAAGUCCACAGAAUAUAUACUUUUUAUUUAUUGCACAGUUCUAACCUGAUUGGGACUACUGAAGUGCUCUGUCGUUUCCUUUCUGCCUUCGCUAAAGCUGCACUAUGUAAGUGACAUGUAAUAGGACGUUGCCAUUUAUGUUUCCACAAUACAUUAAAUUAAAAUUGAACCGACUUAAGCCAUCUCGACCAUUGGUACGUUAUGGAAUCUAAAUCUGAACAAUUUGAGCGUAACAAAUUUACUUAAAGAGCAGUUGAUGAUGUUACAUGAAUGUGUUUGAGUGGAUUCUUGAAAACUAGCGUGUCCUUUUAUUUCAUUAUUGGCUUGCGGGGAAUCUUCGUACUCUUAAUCAACGUCCAACGUGGUACCCAUCAGCAUCUAUACAAAUUGAAACCAUUUUUUUUUUUUUAUCAUAUCUUGGUUCGAAACGCUAUCAUGGUUGAGGGAACCGACUCGGAAGCGGCCAUCUUGGCUCCAAUCACUAGCAGCUGGCGCAGGCGCACGGAGCCAAAGAUAUGAAUCACGAUUUUUUCAGCUUAGAAUUGAUAUCACGAUUCUCUGCCACGAUUUUUUUCUCACGAAAUGUAAUUUUUAUUGCCCACAUGAACCAUAACCAAAAGAAAAAAAUGGCAGAACUAACAUCGUUUUUUGGCCCCUCUAGCAUGUUGCGGUUCAUAUGGCCCUUUAUAACUGAUUAAAGUGCAGUAUCAAAAACGGAAUGAUUUAUUUUGUACAUAUAGCAGCAGAUUGUCUUUAAUUGCUGGCCUUUUAUAACUACUGAACCAACUCUACACAACCUGUAAAUUAAGGCUUAAAAAACCACAGAGGUGUGAAUCGAGGUCGCGAUUUUAUAACGAUUUAUCGUGCAAGGCCUACUUCCGAGUCAGUUCCCCUCAGUUCCCCCCCAAGAUGACUUCUAGAUUUGGUUUCCCACUUUGCAUCUUACUGCUCAGCAUAUUGUAGCAUACCCCCCCCCCCCCCCGCCGCCACCACAACCUACUUUCCCCUUCCUCUGUGAGACACAGCGGAAAGUUUCCAUGGCUACUCUUGUAAAAGUGUCUUCCUUUGCACUGUGUGUGGUUGUGAUUAGGCCCUGAGAAACUGAACUCUAUUUAAACGUGUGUGUGUGUGUGUGUGUGUGUGUGUGUGUGUGUGUGUGUGUGUGUGUGUUAGUGCCCCCCCCCCCCCCAGUACAAAACAAAAGAAACUUUUAUUUGACAUUUUUUGUGCCAGGAAAAAAAUGCCACUUUUUUUUUUCUCUGAGAAAAAACUAAAUGCCAGAAAUUGUUAUUUUUUCUGUUCUGUUGGCCUGUCAAAACUCUAUAAUGCUGACGAUAUCAGAAAUGUUUUAAUUUCCUUCCUCCUGCCUGGACUCGGGUGAAUGUGUCGGAAGACUUGUAGUAUCGGACUGUAUGUAACAUGUACAUAAAAACAAGAACAAAUAAAGAUUGUAUUUUGUC
Molecule: messenger RNA, 4777 nt
Organism: Gadus morhua (Atlantic cod)
Lineage: Eukaryota; Metazoa; Chordata; Actinopteri; Gadiformes; Gadidae
Gene: mkln1
Product: muskelin 1, intracellular mediator containing kelch motifs
Exons: 18
Coding region: 70-2298 (742 amino acids)
Cellular component (GO): cytoplasm
Molecular function (GO): protein binding
Source: RefSeq, a predicted model, not a curated record